Messenger RNA from Beauveria bassiana ARSEF 2860, 789 nucleotides. Its product is annotated as LMW6DL protein. Bases 1 to 789 code for a protein of 262 amino acids. Lineage: Eukaryota; Fungi; Ascomycota; Sordariomycetes; Hypocreales; Cordycipitaceae. The record is from RefSeq and is a predicted model, not a curated record. The transcript has a single exon.
AUGAAGGUCGCUGCCGUUAUCAUCACCUCCCUCAUGGGAUAUGCCCUUGCCGCACCGGUUGACGUGGACAGCAACGCGCCGGCGACUAGCGUGGACAGCAACGCGUCGGCGCCUACCAACACGCCGUCGGCGCCUACCAGCACGCCGCCGGCGCCUAUCAAAACGCCGCCGGCGCCGAAUAGCCCCGAGAAGAUCUGCCUCUCAGCGAGCGCCAAGGUAUUUCUUAAGUGUAUUAAAGCACCCAAGCGCGAUGAGCCUAAGCUUGACCUCCACGAACGAUGCUAUAAGGAGCGUGAUGACGCUAAGGCGUCGUGCCUCGGACACGACGCGGAGAGCGAACUUGACGACGUCGACAGGAAGACAGAGGAUGUGUGUACCGCCCCAAUCAACCGUGUUUUUGCCCAGUGUAAGAAAGACAGAGUGCUUAAGGGGAUCCAGGCGGACUGCGAAAAGGAUCGGGAUAACGCACGGGAGGAGUGCGUUAAGAACAAGGGGCUGAAGCCUGACCAGCAGGAGACGACGCCUGGUACGGAGGAAGCGACGCCUGACAAGGAGGAAGCAACGCCUGACAAGGAGGAAGCGACGCAGAGUUGUCCGUCUAAGCCCAAGGAGGAAGCGACGCCUAUCAAGGAGGAAGCAACGCCUAUCAAGGAGGAAGUGACGCCUAUCAAGGAGGAAGUGACGCCUAUCAAGGAGGAAGUGGCGCCUAUCAAGGAGGAAGCGGCGCCUGUCAAGGAGGAAGCGGCGCAGAGUUGUCCGUCUAAGCCCAAGCCCGAGUCCGACUCCUAG